Messenger RNA from Saccostrea cuccullata (small rock oyster), 1377 nucleotides. RefSeq names its product probable metabotropic glutamate receptor mgl-1. Bases 136 to 1377 code for a protein of 413 amino acids. Gene Ontology annotation, cellular component: plasma membrane. The transcript has 5 exons. The record is from RefSeq and is a predicted model, not a curated record. NCBI's taxonomy places the organism in Eukaryota, Metazoa, Mollusca, Bivalvia, Ostreida, Ostreidae. Gene Ontology annotation, molecular function: adenylate cyclase inhibiting G protein-coupled glutamate receptor activity. Gene Ontology annotation, biological process: regulation of synaptic transmission, glutamatergic; G protein-coupled glutamate receptor signaling pathway.
CUUGCUUCAGCUAGCAUUUACGUAAGUCAGGUUUCGGUGACAAUUUUCAAUAGGCUUGAUGGUUCUAGUUAGUUUGAUUAGUUCGGGUUUUCAAAGGUCAAAAAAUUCCAUACAAAUCAUACAGUUCUAGCAGUCAUGAAAGCAGAAUUCAGAAAACUACAAUUCCUUAUAUUGAGUGUGAUUUCUGUGAAAGCAUCUAUUUCUCCUGUGACCUCAGUUCCGGGUGAUGUAAGUUUUGCUGGUUUAUUCACUUUAAAUUCCUCCACAAGUUAUGGCGAAUGUAAUGGUAAAGUCUCAACAUCGUCUGUUAUGGAACUGGAAGCAGUGAAAUGGGCAAUACGGCGACUGAAUGACAACAAUUACAUUUCGGGAGUCAAAAUAGGUUUGAUUGCCUACCCUACAUGUCAAUCAGAACAGCUGGCCGGGUACAGGGCAAUGGAGAUCGCUACAGCAAUUAAGGAGAAAUCUCAAAACAUCCUAGGCAUUAUUGGUGCAACAAGGAGUUCUGAAUCAGAAUCCGUGGCUACUAUUCUAUCCAGACUUCCUGUCACAAUCUCGCCCCCGAUGACGUCAUAUUCCUCAACGUGCGUGUCUUUGAGUGAUAAAACCAGAUUUCCGAAUUUCUUCAGAACGAUUUAUUCAGAUCAUAUACAAAUAGAGGUAAUGACGUCGCUAUUGUUGGAACUACAGUGGAAUUAUGUAUCUAUUGUUCACGAAAACAACGCAUACGGCCUUCAUGGCGCAGAAACAUUGCAAGUGGUUUUGAAAAAACAUGGAAUAUGCAUCCGCACCAUAAAUGGAUUUAAUACAACAUAUGGGGUUGAAUUAUCUCUUCUUAAUCAAAUCAUUAAAAACGUCACUUCGCCAGCAGAUGGCGCAGUCAGUGGCAUACUGUUUUUUGGUGGUCAAAUUUCCGCCGAAAAAUUUUUGACGGCCCUUGCAGACCUGAAACUCGGUGGAGAUACGCCAUCAGUAAUAUUUUCAGAAGGUGCCGGAACUUCGAAUGUUGUGUUUAAUGAUAGAACUUUACCAGCAUCUAGGGGAAACCUUGUUGUGAGUCCUACAUAUCAACCGGUGGAAGAAUUUCUGACGCACUGGAGAAACAUUUUUCAAAACGAGACAGUGUUAGCUCAAGAGAAGAUAACGAAUCCUUGGCUUGAGGACGUAUUAAGAGAAAUUAAAACUUGUGGUAACUGCGAGUUUCCCACGGUAGAAGAUAUAAAUGAUGCCGCAUCAAACAAUAUCUACGUAAAAUUUGCUCUAGAAACUGUUUGCAUGUUUGCGAAAGUUUUAAAAGAUUCUCGACAAUUACUGUGUUCUAACGAAAACUGCAGUUCCCUUCAGGCUAAUGCCAUGAAUAUUUUUAAGAAUCACUAG